This is a messenger RNA of Drosophila teissieri, 3740 nucleotides long. RefSeq names its product importin subunit beta (gene Fs(2)Ket). The transcript has 8 exons. The coding region runs from base 402 to 3056 and encodes 884 amino acids. The record is from RefSeq and is a predicted model, not a curated record. Gene Ontology annotation, cellular component: cytoplasm; nucleus. Gene Ontology annotation, molecular function: small GTPase binding; nuclear import signal receptor activity. Lineage: Eukaryota; Metazoa; Arthropoda; Insecta; Diptera; Drosophilidae. Gene Ontology annotation, biological process: protein import into nucleus.
UUAUUUAGUUAUACUAGUUCUAUCGUUUGACUGCUUCUUUGCUUAAAAAAUUCUUCGAUAAGCCCCAACAUUCAAAUUUAACGAUUGAUUUUUAGGGAGGCGAACGGAAUUUCAUGGAAUCGCCCUACUUCAAUUCGGAGCCUCAAGAAAUAUAAGCAGAUAAACGGAAGUUCUGCGACAUUUAAAUAGGAUUACAAUAAAUAUACAUAACUAAGUAAAUCGCCGUCAGGAAUCCCGCGCUUUUUUACUGUUCCGGAGAAAACCAAACACAAUCCGAAAGACUAGCAUUGUCUAGUAAUUACGCAAAAAUUCCAUCACCCACACACUCACACAGACGCACGAGCUGCAGAAAGAAACGGAAAGGGAAGUAGAAAUCAUAUAGACAGAAAAAGUGCGAAAACAUGACUUCCGAUAUCGCCAUGCAAUUGAUUGCCAUUUUGGAGAAGACGGUGUCGCCAGACAAAAAUGAGUUGCUAUCGGCGAAGAACUUCCUGGAGCAGGCGGCGGCCAGCAAUCUGCCAGAAUUUCUCAAGGCGCUGUCAGAGAUCUUAGUGAACACGACCAACAGCGCGGUGGCGCGAAUGGCAGCCGGUCUUCAGCUGAAGAACCACCUGACCAGCAAGGACGAGAAGAUCAGCCAACAGUACCAGGAGCGCUGGCAUCAGUUUCCCAGCGAAAUCCGCGAGUUGAUCAAGAAUAACAUCCUGGCUGCUUUGGGUACCGAGAACACGAGACCGUCCUGCGCCGCCCAGUGCGUGGCCUAUGUCGCCGUGAUCGAACUGUCCAUAAACCGCUGGCCCAUGCUGAUCCAGACACUGGUGAACAAGGUGGUCAGCGAAGGAUCCAGCGAGAUGCAUCGCGAGUCCGCGCUGGAGGCGAUUGGCUACAUCUGUCAGGACAUUCGUUUCGGCGUCCUGGAGAACCAGUCCAACGAUGUGCUCACUGCUAUUAUUCACGGCAUGAGAAAGGUGGAACCGAGCAAUCAUGUACGCUUGGCGGCCACCACGGCCCUUCACAACUCGCUGGAGUUUACCAAAUCAAACUUUGAAAAGGACAUGGAGCGCAACUUCAUCAUGGAGGUGGUGUGCGAAGCCACUCAGUGUCAGGAUUCGCAAAUCUGCGUCGCCGCUCUGCAGUGUCUGGUGAAGGUUAUGACCCUUUACUACCAGUUCAUGGAGCCCUACAUGGCACAGGCUCUUUUUCCUAUUACCUUGGCAGCCAUGAAGUCAGAGAACGAUGCUGUAGCGCUGCAAGGCAUAGAGUUCUGGACGAACGUCUGCGAUGAGGAGGUAGAUCUGGCUAUCGAAAGCCAGGAGGCCACCGAUCAAGGCCGCGCUCCGCAGCGAGUAUCCAAGCACUAUGCUCGCGGUGCUCUGCAGUUCCUGACGCCCGUUCUCGUGGAGAAACUAACCAAGCAAGACGAGUGCGAUGACGAGGACACCUGGAGCCCGGCGAAGGCCUCCUCCGUUUGCCUCAUGGUGCUGGCCACCUGUUGCGAGGAUGAGAUUGUGCCACAUGUGCUUCCCUUCAUCAAGGAAAACAUAGAGUCACCUAAUUGGCGAUUCCGCGACGCAGCGGUGAUGACUUUCGGCUCCGUGUUGAAUGGAUUGGAGACCAAUACUUUAAAGCCGCUCGUGGAGCAGGCCAUGCCCACGCUUAUUCGACUGAUGUACGACUCCAGUGUUAUCGUGCGCGAUACCACCGCCUGGACCUUCGGACGCAUUUGCGAUAUAAUUCCCGAGGCGGCUAUCAACAAGACAUAUCUUCAAACUCUUCUGGAGUGCUUCGUGAAGAGCUUAAAGUCGGAGCCCCGUGUAGCGGCCAACGUGUGCUGGGCCUUCAUUGGCCUUUCCGAUGCCGCUUGCGAGGCAGCGGUCACCACCGAGGGAGAGACUCCGGAGACUUACGCCUUGUCCCCGUACUUUGAGUACAUCAUCACCCAGCUGCUGGAAACCACUGAUCGAUCGGAUGGAGCUCAAGCCAACUUGCGAGGCGCUGCUUAUGAAGCACUGAUGGAUAUGAUCAAAAACUCGCCCCUGGAUUGCUAUUUGGUGGUACAGCGCACCACGCUGGUGAUUUUGGAGCGCUUAAACCAAGUGAUGCAGAUGGAAACCCAGAUAAACAAUCACAGCGAUCGUCACCAGUUCAACGACCUACAAUCGCUUCUUUGCGCCACUCUGCAAAGCGUUUUGAGGAAGGUCCAUGAACAGGAUGCUCCUCAAAUUUCCGAUGCUAUCAUGACCGCUCUGCUGACCAUGUUUAACUCAAGUGCUGGAAAGUCGGGUGGAGUGCAGGAGGAUGCCUUCCUGGCCGUUUCGACCCUGGUUGAACUUUUGGGAGCACAGUUCGCCAAGUACAUGCCGGCUUUUAAGGACUUCCUCGUCAUGGGUCUGAAGAAUCAUCAGGAGUACCAGGUCUGCUGCGCAUCUGUUGGUCUCACCGGCGACAUUUUCCGCGCCCUUAAGGACCUAAUGGUGCCCUACGCCAACGAGAUUAUGACCGUAUUGAUAAACAAUCUAGCGGAACCGACUUUGCAUAGAAGCGUCAAGCCCCAGAUCCUGUCGGCUUUCGGGGAUAUUGGGUUGAGCAUUGGCAGCCACUUCCUGACAUAUUUGAGCAUGGUCCUAGAUAUGUUGCGCGCUGCGUCCAAUCUGCAGACGGACGCCAACAACUUUGAUAUGAACGAAUACAUAAACGAGCUGCGUGAAAGCGUUCUUGAAGCCUACACCGGCAUCAUUCAGGGUCUUAAGGGCGUGGACCAGACUGCUCAUCCUGACGUUAUGCACAUGGAGCCUCACCUGAUGCACAUUAUUUCGUUCAUUAAGCGCAUCGCUCAGGAGGGCGACGUGUCCGACUCGAUGUUGGCCAGUGCCGCUGGCUUCAUUGGCGAUCUUUGCACUUCGUUCGGUCCGCGGCUGUACCCGCUGCUGGACGAUGCCAUCAUUACACAAUUCCUGGCCGAGGGCAAGCGCUCCAAGGCGCAGCGAACCAAGAUGCUGUGCACCUGGGCCGUCAAGGAGAUCAAAAAAAUCAAUACCCAGGUCAUCACGCAGUAGGCCACCUGCUAGAGGUUAAUGUUUCUCUGCUUCCCACCAGACCCUCAAGAUUGUAUGUUAUGCAGUCAAACUGUCCAGUCCGAAUUCUCUGAUAAAAAGAUUCUAUCUGCUAAGUUUGUUUGUCCGAUAUAUUGUUGCUGUGCAACUUCUAAAUGCUAAGACCAACUGUUUAUAAAACUCCCCCCUAGUUUUAAGCUCCAUUACGAACCACUGUUUCGACUCAAUAUUUUAAUUAAGGUCUGUUAAUAUUCGUGUGAGUUAUUUAUCUCUUACUUAUUGUCCUCGCUCGGUAAUGCAAAUCCAAAAACGAACUACCCAUUGACUAAAGCACUUCGCAAUUGAUAGUUACUGCUGUACGGACUUUGACAUUUUUACAAACCGGCUUUAAUGGCAGUUUAGUUUUGGGUAGGCUACGGCAACCAGCGCUUUAGUAACCCGAUUUUAAGCAUUACCAAAAAGGCAAACGAAGCUGUUAUUCAAAUUAUGUAAAAUUUAAAAUUACUUAUAAAAAUCGGUAGAAAAUAGUUGCUUUAACAAGAAAAAAUACAUUGAAUGCAUUGCUGCCCCCUUUGGAAACAUUAACUUGUAGCGGAUUUAAGAGCCACGCUUUAGGAUCUAAGAACUCAUGUAUCUAUCCUACUACCCUCACUAGCCCAACAAAAAAAUAUAUAAAUUAAGAAUGAA